Pygocentrus nattereri (red-bellied piranha) is the source of this 4139-nucleotide messenger RNA. It is a transcript of the gene flot1a, whose product is annotated as flotillin 1a. Gene Ontology annotation, cellular component: plasma membrane. Gene Ontology annotation, biological process: positive regulation of endocytosis; protein kinase C signaling; regulation of receptor internalization. Lineage: Eukaryota; Metazoa; Chordata; Actinopteri; Characiformes; Serrasalmidae. Bases 1 to 1272 code for a protein of 423 amino acids. The record is from RefSeq and is a predicted model, not a curated record. The transcript is spliced from 12 exons.
AUGUUCUACACUUGUGGUCCAAAUGAGGCUAUGGUGGUAUCAGGAUUCUGCCGCUCUCCUCCACUGAUGAUAUCUGGAGGCAGAGUGUUUGUGUUUCCCUGUGUCCAACAGAUCCAGAGGAUCUCGCUCAACACUUUAACUCUGAAUGUGAAGAGUGACAAAGUCUACACGCGUCAUGGAGUGCCUAUCUCUGUCACUGGCAUUGCCCAGAUGAAGAUUCAAGGACAAAAUAAGCAGAUGUUAGCAGCAGCAUGCCAGAUGUUCAUGGGGAAAUCUGAAGCAGAGAUUGCACAGAUUGCCCUGGAAACUCUGGAGGGCCAUCAGCGAGCUAUCAUUGCCCAUUUGACUGUGGAGGAAAUCUAUAAAGAUCGUAAGAAGUUUUCUGAGCAAGUGUUUAAGGUGGCCUCAUCUGACCUUGUCAACAUGGGCAUCAGUGUGGUCAGCUACACGCUCAAAGAUGUUCAUGAUGAUCAGGAUUACCUGCACUCUCUGGGAAAAGCUCGCACAGCUCAGGUGCAGAAGGAUGCCCGUAUUGGAGAGGCUUUAAACAAAAGAGAUGCUGUUAUCAGGGAGGCUCAUGCGCUGCAGGAGAAGGUGUCUGCUCAGUACAUGAAUGAGAUACAGAUGGCUAAGGCUCAGAGAGACUUUGAGCUGAAGAAAGCUGCCUAUGACAUUGAGGUCAACACAAAAAAAGCAGAAUCUGAAAUGGCUUACCAGCUUCAGGUGGCUAAGACAAAGCAGCGUAUUGAGGAAGAGAAGAUGCAAGUGCAGGUGGUGGAGCGCACCCAGCAGAUCACCCUCCAGGAGCAGGAGAUCACUCGCAGAGAGAAGGAGCUGGAGGCCAAGGUCAAGAAACCAGCCGAGGCUGAGCGAUACCGCCUCGAGAAGCUGGCAGAAGCUGAACGUCUUCAGCUCAUCAUGGAGGCAGAGGCUGAGGCAGAGUCCAUUAGAGUGAGAGGAGAGGCUGAGGCAUUUGCUGUAGAGGCUAAGGGGCGUGCCGAGGCGGAGCAGAUGGCAAAGAAGGCUGAAGCCUUCCAGCAGUAUAAAGAGGGAGCCAUGGUGGAUAUGCUGUUGGAAAAACUGCCACAGGUGGCAGAGGAGAUCAGCCAGCCUCUUUCAGCUGCCAAUAAGGUUACCAUGGUUUCAAGUGGUGGCUCAGAAGUGGGUGCGGCCAAGUUGACUGGUGAAGUUCUGGAUAUCAUGACUAGGCUUCCGGAGACCAUUGAAAAAUUGACUGGAGUCAGCAUCUCUCAGGUGGCCCGAACUGGCUGAACGCUGACGCUGUGUUGACACCUUCAGCCUUCAGAUCCGCAUGUGUCAAUCUUUUCCUCUUAAUGCUCGUCUUUCCUGUUGUCUCUCUAUUACCCCACCCACGUGUUCAUUCCUGUUAAUCCCUUAUUUAUUUCGUCUUACUUGUCUUAUCAUUCUUCUCCAUCACUGCCUGUUAACUUGCCUUGCUGCUGAGCCCAAAAUGCUCAGUAAAUCGUUAACAUGCCAGUACAGCAAGUAGUGAAACAGCUAUUUAAGGAGGUUGCAGUUUACUGACCAAAUCCAAAGUAUGAAGCCUUUAAUCAAAGUUACCGAGAUGCUGUUUCUUCAUGAUCAUGGGUCUAUCUGUAUCUAUCUGUAUAAGCUCAUAUUGAUAACUUAUCGUCUUGUAUCUAUAUUUGUCCUGAAAUUUGUAAUUGAGAUUGUGUCACAUAUCUUGAUACACCUUAACAGUAACAUUUCUGUUUGACUUGUAUUCAAAGGUAAAUAAUACAGAAUUUUUGAUACCUAAUGAUCUGAAUAUGGCAUAUAUCUCUCAUGUCUCUUGUAUUAGUAAUUGUAAGAGUUCUAGUGCCACUUUUUCUGAACUGUUCCUGGUAGUGAUUUCAUAACUAAAAACAUGCAAAUACAGGAAGUCUCGUCAAGCUAUUCAUCAUGGGCCAGUAUUUUAUGUAUUUUUAUGUAAACACCUGUACCUGUGUGCUUGUUAGCAAUACUUUCUUUUAUACUUCAGAGAUUACUGUAAUAAUCUGUUUGAUAAUCAAAUGGUUUUAAAUAGUAUACACUUGAUUUUGGAGCCCAAAGUUCACACUUGCAGUUAGUGGUUUUGCUGUAUACUCUAGGUUGACUAAUUUUUAAAGUUAUUAGAAGUGCACAAGCCUUAACUGUAUGGAUAUGUAUUGUAUCUUUGGGGGACAAGUAGUUGCCUACAUUCUCAAAAUGUUAACCCUCUAUUGCCCACAUUAUGAAAGCAAAACAUGUCCUGUUUUCUUGCAUGAAAUAAUCCUAAUUAUUAACAUUGAAAACAAAAUUUAAAUUGCAUUCAGCAUCCUUUUUUAGUAUUUUGCUUUGAGGAAAUAUGAAUAUACAACAUCUAGAAGUUGAAGAAUAUUCAAAGGAUUCAUUUUGCGAAGCAUGUAGUUGUUUUAAGCGUGGCUCCAAAAAUGUUUUGUUGCUAUCUUGCAGAUGCCGUGUUAAAUGCUUUUUCCAGUACUUUGGUCUCGUGUUUGCACAUGUGCAGGCUGAGAAAAUGAAGGAAAUGAGAGAAAGAAUAUACAUACGUAGUCAGAUUACUGAGAUAAAAUUCAGCUCUCUAUAUCAGAUUUCUUAAUAAGAUUUCUAGGCGUUACUCCUAAUAAUCUAGGAAAGUAUGCUUUGCUUAUAACCAAAUCAUUUAAAUGAUGCUGAAUGUUAAAAACCAAGGUGAAUGAUAUUUUUGGGUGGAAAUAAAAAGAUGAAAAAUUGUUUUUCUGAAAGAUUAGAUUAAGAGACCCUUAUUAGUGCCACACAGCGGGCAGCCCUAUCCGCAGCGCCUGGGGAGCAUUUCGGGGUUAGGUGCCUUGCUCAAGGGCACCUCAAUCACGACCUGUCAAUUUCCAGGAUCAAAACAUUGUUGGCUGGUUCCCUAACCUCCAGCCCACGACUGCCCCUGAGAGCUCUUAGCUGAAAAUGUAUGCAUCCGCAUAGACUACCAGAGAUUUUUUAAAUGUCCACCAGAAGACAGUUAGACCUAAUGUAAACGUCUUAUUGUUUUAUUUUGUCUUUUUUCAUUAACCAUUUUAUUCCCUUUACAGAUGAAUCGCAUCAGUCUAAAGGGAGGAAAAUUGGUUCUUGAGGUUAUAUUGUGCCAUAGAACGUGUUCUGCCCUGAUAUUUCCUAAAUGCUGUUAGAACAUCUCAAAUGUAUUGGACUGGGAUAUUUACGUAGUCCUAAACCAUUUUGAUGUAGUAUUUGGAAAAGGAUGGUGUGUAGUGUGCACUUGGAGACUUGUGCAUGUUUGAGACACUUAGACACUUACUGGAAAGCACAUAAACACGCACACAAAUACAUGAAACUGCAAGUAUGAACUUUGGGAAUUGCCGAAUAUUUCCGGAGGUGGCUGCUGUAAACUUUGCAGCAAGCAAGCAUGAACAUGUGGUUGCCAUUUUGCUGAAUCUUAAGUAGGUGUUUUGUUGUUGCUAGGUUUUACAUCAGAUGAUUAGCAAGCAAAUUAUUACUAACGUUGGCCCAUCAUCAAGAGAUUGCGAUAUCCAGUUAAGCUACAACGACCAGUGGCCGGGAGCCGAGAGCACAACUGGCCUUCCAAGGUGGCCCUCCCUCUCCCACCAUCACUCAGCGCAAUGCUAGCCAGCAAGGGCUUCUUUUGGCUGAUGUAUGGACAUUGAGCUCUCCACAGACAUUGCGUUAGUGCAGUUCGAUAAGAUGCGGUGGUUAGCUUCACAUGACUUGGAGGUUGUGUUUGCCUUCGCCCUCCUAGCGCUGGCUGUAUCGUGUGACUGGGGGAGCUCUAACCCCAGAGGGUGAAAUUGGAUAUGGGGGUGUAUUUUGCUGUAUUUUGCGUAUCAUUACUUUGAGAAUUUUUCACAUUCCCUCAUGGGACUUGUUCAGGGCCAUGACUGAAAUACAGAGCAAAGACAUUCUUACAUGUCUUGUAGAUCAGUGCAUAAUUUCUGUCUGUUCAAACUGCCUAAGUAAAUAUAUAAAACAGGUUUCUCCCUAAUUAAUAAAUGCAUUUGAAGCACCAUUAUAGAAGUGCUGCAUUGCCAUGUUAGCCUGUGGUACAAAUUGUGUGCUGAAUAUAUAUUUCACUUGACUGUUAUAUAUAAAUCACAAAUAAACACAAUAAAUACUGAUAUCCUGGUUGAUCCAUA